AUGUCUCAUUUUCUUGGUCGCCAGGACUGUAUAGAAAGUCUUCAAAAAGAUCUCGCCGACCUGGAAUGUGUCAUUGUGGAUGUUUUUUCUACAACCGGACCGAUGCGCGUGUUUUCAUGGAAAUUCCCGGACAAACUUUCCUGUAAUCUGGAUUUAGAUUUGAAUAAAUACAUCUUCAUAGACGGAGAUGCUGAAUUCAACCAGCAUGCUCACAUUGUUUUACUGGAGUUAGUGAUAGACAGGUAA
Messenger RNA from Nerophis lumbriciformis (worm pipefish), 246 nucleotides. NCBI's taxonomy places the organism in Eukaryota, Metazoa, Chordata, Actinopteri, Syngnathiformes, Syngnathidae. The record is from RefSeq and is a predicted model, not a curated record.